Linum trigynum is the source of this 1914-nucleotide messenger RNA. Lineage: Eukaryota; Viridiplantae; Streptophyta; Magnoliopsida; Malpighiales; Linaceae. The record is from the annotation of a GenBank genome assembly.
AUGAAAGGUGGGGCCUCAUCUGCAGCUUUGGGUUACCCAGCCAAAAGACGGUGGCGAUGCCUGGCCGCCGCUGUGCUAUUUCUCGUCGUGCUUUCUAUGCUUGUUCCCCUCGUUUUCUUGCUUGGCCUUUACAACGGAUUUCACUCCGCUGGAUACACAUCUGAUCAACAGAGUUCCAGCUCUGCUUCUUCGGUCGACCUUGGAGGUGACCAAGGGCAUAGUGCCAUUAAAGUUUUGAAUCACUCUGAGAGGGAUACUUCCAACCACGUAUACAAGGUUAUCAGAAGGCUUGUACCAAUACCUCCCACGGAAGUUCUUCGGAACCACCCAAAUGAAGAAAACAAUGGAACUAUUCAGAUUGGCUCUUCUGGUCAUGGUCGACCGGUAAGCGGUCAACUGAAGCCACCAAUUAGUCAAAAACUACUUCCAAGCAAACCUAAUUCAAGUGGUGGUGGGGCUGUUGUGGUUCAUAAACACAGAAGUAGCGAUGUGGACAGUCUGAGGCUUUGUGAACUGAGUUUUGGGAGCUAUUGCCUCUGGCUUGAUGAACAUAGAGAAGAUAUGAAGGACUUUAUGGUGAAGAAACUGAAGGAUAAGCUGUUUGUUGCACGGGCUUAUUUUCCUACCAUCGCUAAACUUCCAGAACAGAGCGAAUUGUCUCGGGAGCUGAGACAAAAUAUUCAAGAAUUUGAACGGAUCCUUAGUGAGAGUUCAACAGACACCGAUCUUCCACCAUUUAUUGAGAAGAAACUUCAGAAGAUGGAAGCUUCAAUAGCCAAGGCCAAAACAUUUCCUGUGGAGUGUAGUAACGUUGAUAAAAAGUUGAGACAGAUAUUGGAUUUGACUGAGGAUGAGGCCAACUUUCACAUGAAGCAGAGUGCAUUCCUCUAUCAACUGGCAGUUCAGACCAUGCCAAAGAGUCUUCAUUGCCUGCUUAUGAGAUUGACGGUUGAAUAUUUUAAAACUUCUCCGCAUGCUGAGAUUACUCGGCCUGAGAAGUACUCAGAUCCAUCCCUGCAACAUUAUGUUAUAUUAUCCAAAAAUGUCCUUGCAUCAUCAGUUGUGAUAAACUCCACCGUUUUGCAUGCAAGGGAAAGUGGAAAUCUUGCUUUUCAUGUGCUGACCGAUGCUCAGAAUUAUUUUGCAAUGAAACUCUGGUUCCUUAGAAACACGUACAAGAAAGCAGUUGUGGAAGUGAUUAAUAUUGAAGAUGUGAAUCUGGACAAUGAAAAGACAGCUCUGUUAAGUUUUUCCUUGCCCGUGGAGUUUCGUGUUACAUUCCAUCAGAGUGUUGAAAGUCCAUCUGAAACCCAUUUGAGGACUGACUACCUAUCAACUUUUUCUCAUUCUCACUAUCUUCUUCCGUACAUAUUUCCAAAACUUAAGAGGAUUGUGGUUUUGGAUGAUGAUGUUGUCGUCCAGAGGGACUUGACAGAGUUAUGGAGUCUGAAGAUGGGAGGAAAAGUAGUUGGUGCUGCACAAUUAUGCUCGGUGCGGUUUGCUCAGCUUAGCAAUUUGUUUGGUGAUGACAGCUUUGACAGAAAAUCUUGCCCUUGGAUGUCUGGUUUAAAUGUCAUUGAUUUAGUCAAAUGGAGGGAGCUGGAGCUUACUAAGACAUACCAAGACUUUGUCCGAGAGGUUAGCCGAAGAUGGUCAAGUGAAGCUAUAGCAUUGCGUGCUAACCUGCUCACGUUCCGAGACCUAAUACAUCCCCUCGACGAUUCGUGGGUUUUGUCUGGAUUGGGUCAUGAUUAUGCACUCGACCCCCAAGUAAUUAAGCAUGUUGCAGUACUACACUAUAAUGGAAACUUGAAACCUUGGCUUGAAUUGGGCAUCCCAAGGUAUAAGCCUUAUUGGCGGCGGUUCUUCAACCGAGAGGAUUCUUUCUUAGCCGAUUGCAAUGUCAAUUCAUGA